AUGGGAAUGUUAGAAAGUCUUGAUCUAUCAAACAAUCAAUUGUCUGGGAAAAUACCCACAAGCUUGGCACAAUUACAUUACUUGGCUGUUCUUGAUUUGUCGAACAACAAUUUGUCCGGAAAAAUUCCACCAAGUACUCAACUCCAGAGCUUCAAAGCAUCUUCUUACGCCAAGAACAAGGGACUCUGUGGCCUCCCACUAGCGUUGUGCCCCGGCGAUAGCUUGAGGCCGUCCACCACUAAUCCGGGGGAAAACAUGAAUAAGAAAGGCGGCAGCCUCUCUUUUAUGCAAGAAGUGGCCAUAUCAAUGGGCUUUGGUUUUAUAUUUGGAUUUUGGGGAGUGUUUAACUCAAGAUAUUGUUCUAUCUUUCUAUUCUUUGUUGACAGAGGUGGACAAGCUAGUAUAUGGUACAAGAAGAAGGAACAAUAA
Molecule: messenger RNA, 429 nt
Organism: Salvia hispanica
Lineage: Eukaryota; Viridiplantae; Streptophyta; Magnoliopsida; Lamiales; Lamiaceae
Source: RefSeq, a predicted model, not a curated record